UGCACCCAGGGGCAUAACUUUACCUUGUGGUCGGUACGCGGAGAGGCAGCGUCAGCCUCGGGCAGGGCUGUAUUCUGCAGCCACUGGCACUGCCCUCGCCAUCGAGACCUCAGGCGGGGAAGUGGGAUAAGGAGAAGGUGGCGGAGGCGGCGGCAGCAGCCACAACAAACCGAGUGAGGGCGGCUGGCUGCGGGGAAGGCGUCGGCAGCCCUGGGCGAUCCGCAGCCGGAGCCCGAGCCCGAGCGCAGCCGGGGUAGAAUUCAAACUUUUUUUUUAUUCCUGGAAGUUAAAGAAAAGGAAGGUCAUUUUAGUGUCUUACUGAUAAAGGCUUGCUGGCAGGCUAGCCGGCUGGAAGAUCUGACAAGAGUGGCAGCAGCCAAGGAGGAUCCGUGAAAGGUAGCCGACGGGCGGGAGGCUUGGCCGGCCAGGACGCAGGACCCCUGCUCUUCAGCUGCAAUGGGGUGGCUGGAAGACCCCACCUGGCAGAUUCACGUUCACUUUUCUUUGCUUGUCCUGCUGUCCAUGCAUACAAGGGCUAAUUUCCUUGACAAUAUGCUUUUGCGAAGUUCGGCAAAGCUGAAUGUGGACAGCAAGAAGGAAGACGGUGUGAUCACAGCCCCUACCCCUCGGCCAAAGGUCUUGCAAUGCAAAUGCCACCAUCACUGUCCCGAAGACUCCGUCAACAAUAUUUGCAGCACAGAUGGCUACUGUUUCACUAUGAUAGAAGAAGAUGAUUCUGGGAUGCCUGUGGUCACUUCAGGAUGUCUGGGAUUAGAGGGCUCAGACUUUCAGUGUCGGGACACUCCUAUUCCUCACCAGAGGAGGUCAAUUGAAUGUUGCACAGAACGGAAUGAAUGCAAUAAAGACCUUCAUCCUACACUGCCUCCAUUGAAAAAUCGAGAAUUUGUUGAUGGAGCCAUACACCAUAAGGCCAUACUGAUAUCUGUGACAGUCUGUAGCUUCCUUUUGAUCCUUAUAAUACUAUUCUGUUAUUUCAGGUACAAAAGACAAGAAGCUAGACCUCGUUACAGCAUCGGACUGGAACAGGAUGAGACUUACAUCCCUCCAGGGGAAUCCUUGAAAGAUUUAAUUGAACAAUCUCAGAGCUCAGGAAGUGGAUCAGGGCUCCCUCUUCUGGUCCAAAGGACUAUAGCUAAGCAGAUUCAGAUGGUCAAACAGAUUGGAAAAGGUCGCUAUGGGGAAGUUUGGAUGGGAAAGUGGCGUGGUGAAAAGGUAGCUGUGAAAGUAUUCUUCACCACUGAGGAAGCCAGCUGGUUCAGAGAGACAGAAAUAUAUCAGACCGUCUUGAUGAGGCAUGAAAAUAUUUUGGGAUUUAUUGCUGCAGAUAUCAAAGGCACAGGGUCCUGGACCCAACUAUAUCUCAUCACAGACUACCACGAGAAUGGGUCCUUGUAUGAUUAUCUGAAGUCCACUACCCUAGAUACGAAAGCAAUGUUAAAGUUGGCCUAUUCUUCAGUCAGUGGCCUAUGCCACUUACAUACAGAGAUCUUUAGCACUCAAGGAAAACCAGCAAUUGCACAUCGUGAUCUGAAAAGUAAGAACAUCCUGGUGAAGAAAAAUGGAGCAUGCUGUAUUGCUGAUCUGGGAUUGGCAGUUAAGUUUAUUAGUGACACCAAUGAAGUAGACAUCCCACCCAACACUCGAGUCGGCACCAAACGUUACAUGCCACCGGAGGUGCUAGAUGAGAGUUUGAAUCGGAACCACUUCCAGUCCUACAUCAUGGCAGAUAUGUACAGUUUUGGCCUUAUUCUGUGGGAAAUCGCCCGGAGAUGUGUAUCUGGUGGAAUAGUAGAAGAAUACCAGCUACCCUACCAUGACUUGGUACCCAGUGACCCCUCCUAUGAAGAUAUGAGGGAGAUUGUGUGCAUCAAAAAACUCCGUCCAUCCUUCCCCAACAGGUGGAGCAGUGAUGAGUGUCUGCGGCAGAUGGGGAAACUCAUGACAGAAUGCUGGGCCCACAAUCCUGCAUCACGUCUUACAGCCCUGCGGGUUAAGAAAACCCUUGCCAAAAUGUCAGAGUCACAGGACAUUAAACUCUGAUUGAAGGAAGAAAGUAAACAUCUAGAGAUGGCCAACACGUAUUUUUCCUUUUGUUGGCAAAGCAGAUGAUGUUAAAGAUGUUUCUGUAGUACAAAUCUUGAACAACAUUCUGCUCCUGAGCAGGAUCAGGCCACUUGCUCUCAGGGAGAACCCUGGACAGAGAGUGACAUUGCCAAUCACAGGCUCGAGGGGCCUGUUUGCAGGAAGGGAAGACCACUUGGGUAACUGAUGCAAAAAUGAUACAUGUUGCUUUCUGUGAAAGUCUUGUAUUUGGGGAUUUUUAAAGAAAAAAAUAGUUUUUUUUUUCCUAAAUAAAACACAGUUGUAAACACA
Messenger RNA from Phascolarctos cinereus (koala), 2394 nucleotides. NCBI's taxonomy places the organism in Eukaryota, Metazoa, Chordata, Mammalia, Diprotodontia, Phascolarctidae. The record is from RefSeq and is a predicted model, not a curated record.